GGUCUUUUAACAUCCGAGGACCACAUUCUUUGUGCUUUCCAAAUCAUCACCUGCCCCAUGCAACUUACAGGAGCCCAGUCAUAUGCGUUAGCUGCAAAGGAAGCUGAAAAUCUAUUAGGAACUUUUGUCUUCAAAAAUGAGAGGCCUGUCCUCCACCAAGAUCCAUAGGAAAUGGAAUCCAAGAAACCACAGGAAGGGGUGAGGUGACUGGGCAGCUCACAGCAUGCAUGCUACAUGUGAAUUAUCUCAUUCAUUUCUCACACUACCCAGUGAGGUAGGUAUUGUCAUCUCUACUUCAUAAAUGAUGAUAUGAGGUACAGAAAGUUUGAGGAACUUGCCCAGGACACGACACGCAGCUAUUAAGUGCUAGACCCAGUCAAUUUGAGUCUGACUUGGACUGUCUGACUCCAGAAGCCACCCUCUCAGACACUGCUGUAUACUUCCAGUGAAUGUUGAUGAAAUUUUCAGGGUUGCUAAGCUGUGGAUUUCAGAUCCUGGAUUGUAUGACCUAAAAGAGAGACUUCCCUAGGAGUGAGGGUCCCUGAACAGUCAACUGGUUUCCAAGAAUGGGCUCCCUCUCAUCACCUUAUGACAGUAAUCCUCUGUCCAACAGCCAAAGAGGUCCUGUGGGGAGGGCUUGCAGAUGGGAGUGCGCAGAGCCCAGCUCAAAGCUCCUGACUAGGCUCUUGUUGAGUAUUCCUUUGAUUCCUGCUUCUGUCUUUUUAAAUCAAUGGAGACAGGGGAGGGUUAUCUCCAUCCUUGGCUCAAGAUGAAAUUCAUCCUUCCUCGUUUUUCUCAUUCCUUCCCAAUGUGUGUACUGUUAACUUUAGUUAUGAAGGAAAUUACAGUGUCCUGUGCAUAUACCAAGGUUGUCCAACCUCCACACCUUUGCUCAAGCUGUUCCUUCUACUUGAAAUGCCUGUUUCCUUCCCUUCUAGUUGCACCUUUCCAUCCAGGUAGGAAUCAGCUCCUUGGUUCAUGGAGCCUUUUCUGCUCUGUUUUACUAUGGAUGGACUUCCUUCUGAAUUAGCAGAGGAUGUUUCCUAGCUUGGUCUUAACCCUUGUCCUUUUGUUUGACCUCAAUUUACUCAUCUUACAAAUUAGGUUGUAAGCUAAUUGAAUACAGGAUCUAUGCUUCACUCUGAUUUUAUCUCCACCUGGAUAGCAUCAUUUUUGACACACAAGCAGGCAUAUGGGAGGGGAGAGAAGUUUGGUGCCAGAAAGAACUGGAUUUGAAUUCUAACCCUGUUAUUUACGUAUGGACAGAUUUGUUCUCAAAAUGUUUGUGGCAAUUCAAAACACCAGUAAAGCAGGGGAGAUAUGUAUUUUGGAAAAGCACCCAAGGCGAUUCUGAAGUGUAGCCCAGGAUAAGAACCAUUGCCCAGAGCUGUUCCAGAUGGCCCCUGGGUUCCUGAAAGGCAAACUCUCUCUCCCUGGGGGAAGUUCCUCCAAGGCCUCUAUAUAAGAAGUCUUUGUGAGAGGAAGCAAAGAAGGACCUGGGCUUUGGGAAGAUCUAAAGACCCAGGAAGGUCUCUGGGUGGGAUAAAGCCAAGAUGAAACUCCCCCUACUUCUGGCUCUUCUAUUUGGGGCAGUUUCUGCUCUUCAUCUAAGGUCUGAGACUUCCACCUUUGAGACCCCUUUGGGUGCUAAGACGCUGCCUGAGGAUGAGGAGACACCAGAGCAGGAGAUGGAGGAGACCCCUUGCAGGGAGCUGGAGGAAGAGGAGGAGUGGGGCUCUGGAAGUGAAGAUGCCUCCAAGAAAGAUGGGGCUGUUGAGUCUAUCUCAGUGCCAGAUAUGGUGGACAAAAACCUUACAUGUCCUGAGGAAGAGGACACAGUAAAAGUGGUGGGCAUCCCUGGGUGCCAGACCUGCCGCUACCUCCUGGUGAGAAGUCUUCAGACGUUUAAUCAAGCUUGGUUUACUUGCCGGAGGUGCUACAGGGGCAACCUGGUUUCCAUCCACAACUUCAAUAUUAAUUAUCGAAUCCAGUGUUCUGUCAGCGCGCUCAACCAGGGUCAAGUCUGGAUUGGAGGCAGGAUCACAGGCUCAGGUCGCUGCAGACACUUUCAGUGGGUUGACGGCAGCCGCUGGAACUUUGCGUACUGGGCUGCUCACCAGCUCUGGUCCCGCGGUGGUCACUGCGUGGCCCUGUGUACCCGAGGAGGCCACUGGCGUCGAGCCCACUGCCUCAGAAGACUUCCUUUCAUCUGUUCCUACUGAGCUGGUCCCAGCCAGCAGUUCAGAGCUGCCCUCUCCUGGGCAGCUGCCUCCCCUCCUCUGCUUGCCGUCCCUCCCUCCACCUCCCUGCAAUAAAAUGGGUUUUACUGAAACGGA
Messenger RNA from Pan troglodytes (chimpanzee), 2336 nucleotides. RefSeq names its product proteoglycan 2, pro eosinophil major basic protein (gene PRG2). The transcript is spliced from 9 exons. The record is from RefSeq and is a predicted model, not a curated record. NCBI's taxonomy places the organism in Eukaryota, Metazoa, Chordata, Mammalia, Primates, Hominidae. Gene Ontology annotation, biological process: immune response. Bases 1554 to 2222 code for a protein of 222 amino acids.